Messenger RNA from Ochlerotatus camptorhynchus, 4077 nucleotides. RefSeq lists its product as uncharacterized. Bases 564 to 3902 code for a protein of 1112 amino acids. Gene Ontology annotation, cellular component: recycling endosome. Lineage: Eukaryota; Metazoa; Arthropoda; Insecta; Diptera; Culicidae. The transcript has 2 exons. The record is from RefSeq and is a predicted model, not a curated record. Gene Ontology annotation, molecular function: guanyl-nucleotide exchange factor activity; ATP-dependent protein folding chaperone; ATP binding.
GUCACUCCACAAUCGACCCUCGGAAAAGAAAGGAGAUUGUUGCUACCGUGAUUCGAAAAUAAAUUAUUUUGUAGAAAAGUAGUGAAUUAUCUUGAUUUUUCUGCUGAAAUCAAGUGAAAUAGAUCACUGGCAAGUGCGGGAAUCGUUUUGCGUCGGAAAAACGAUGAAUUGCGUGUUGGCUGUGCGUCUGAAGAACGGAAAUUGAUGGGAAGUGAUUAUGGUGGGGGAUAUCGAUUUGAAGGUGAAAGUGUUAAGCAGGGCCUACUGUUGAUGGGAAAAAAAUAGUGUCGACUUUGUUUCUGUUGUCUGUCCAUCUGUCUGUUUAGGAGGGGAUCUAAACCAAAACAACACUUCCUGUAAAUCAACUACUGCGUUUGCUACCUCUUGUAUGGAUUACUGAUGGUAUUUAGCUACACACGAACGUAAAGAAGAGCAGCAACACAAGCGUGGAAUCGUAAUCGGCGAAAAAGCAGGAAAAACCGACGAAGGACAAACAGCAAAAUGUCAUUGCACUGACCGUCAUUUUCGUCGUCACUCACUAACUACCGAACAAUUACCGAGCAAUGGAGCCUACGGGCCGAAAUUCGCUAGCGAUCGGAAUCGAUUUCGGUACCAGUUUUUCCAGCGUGGGCAUCUACCGCCGGGGUAAGUUUGAAAUCAUUGCCAAUGGAGCCGGAAACCAUAGGAUACCAUCGUGCGUGGCCUUCACCGACAAGUCGCGGUUAGUCGGAGAGGACGCACUGGCACAGGCGGAUUUGGAUCCCGGCAAUGCGGUGCUGGAGGUGAAGCGGAAACUGGGGGGUAGGAAGGGGGAUAAACUGCAGGUUCAGUUUAAGGGCGAGACGAAGAGCUUUUAUCCGGAGGAAAUAUGUGGAGGAAUACUGGGACAGUUGAAGACGAUGGCGGAGCGGAAGCUGGGCCAGACGGUGGGAUCUGCAGUGAUCGCUGUUCCGGCGGGGUUUACCGACGGGCAGCGGCAAGCAGUGCUAGAUGCGGCCGCGAUCGCUGGAAUAAAUGUGUUGAGAUUAGUGAAUGAGCCAACAGCGGCGGCUAUUUCCAACGGUAUCAGUAAAAAAGUGAUCGGUGAGCAGUGGGUCCUGGUGUGUUCCGUAGGGGGAGGCCACCUGGACGUGUCAAUCUUGACGAUCUACAAUGGAGUGUUCGAGGUGAAGGCAACUUCCGGAGACAACCAGUUGGGCGGCACGGACUUUGAUGAUCGGUUAGUGGCGUACUGUGUGAAGGAAUUUCAGGACAAGCAUUCCAAGGAGAUUUCGUUCUGUAAGGAAGCCUUACGCAAGUUGAGGAAAGCAUGCGAGCAAGCUAAGCGAACGUUGUCCUACACGAACCAAGCGGUGAUCGACAUUGCUGAUUUGUACGAAGGUCAACGAUUUGAGUUCGUUCUGACUCGAGAUCAAUUCGAGGAACUCAACCGGGAUCUCCUGGACAAGAUCAUGCUUCACGUCGAGAUGGCCCUCCGUAGGGCUCGGAAGGAUCGUUUUGCCAUUCACGAAAUCAUGCUGGUUGGGGAGAGUUCGCGGAUACCGAAAGUGCAAGUGAUGCUCAGUGAAUUCUUUGAUCGGCGGUCACUCAGCAGUUCGAUCAAUUCGGACGAAGCCGUCGUGGUUGGAAGCGCCAUAGCUGCAGCGAUUCUAAGUGGGGAGAAGUCGCCGGAGAUUCAGGACAUUCUGUGGUUGGAUCUGGUGCCACGAUCGAUCGGUCUAGUGUCGGAAAGUGGUGUUGACGAAUCACCUCGAAUACUGAUCAGUAGAAAUUCGACAGUUCCUUUGAAAGUGAAGCAUCGGGUGAAGAACUUUCAGGAGAUGCAGUUGCUGUACGAGGGGGAAAGUGCCAUUGUUAGUGAUAAUAUUUUACUGGGGAGGUUGAAGAUAGAGGGGACAUUUGGGGAAAUUGAGGACGUAGGGCUGCUUUUCAGUUUGGAUACAAACGGGAUCCUGAAUGCGAUGGUGGAAGGGAACAUCGACCUGAAAGCUACACUGGAUAAGGGAAGACUCGAGCGGUAUGAAAUCGAUCGGAUUGUGUACAAACACAAGAAAAUCCUACUGGAAGCCGAGAAGCAUGAGGAGGACGCCAAGGAGCAGGAAAUGGCGCUGGAGAAGCUCUCUAUCCAGCAAACGAUCGAUUUGGACGAGCACGCCGGCACUUGGGAUCGCUUCAGUGAAUGGAUUCACUGCAUUUGUAUAGUAACUUUUGACUUAGAGCUAGGUCAAGCCAUGGAAUUAAUCUACCCAAAGCAUGUAACGCUCACCGAGCAGGAGAAGACAAAUAUCUGCUAUCUAGCCUUUCCGGAUUCCAACUCCGGUUGCAUGGGGGACUCCCAGUUUCACAUAAGAUUGCGGGUAUCGCCCGGGUCCGAAUCUUCAGCCCUUCGGAAAGAACAUCAAGACUUCAAUUGCCACUGUCUUCCGGUCCAUCGCGCCGAUCCCGGUCACUUUUGGGGCUUUGUCUACUUCCGUCAAAUCAAAGAUGCCACUCUGAAGCGAGGUUACUUCCAGAAAAGCUUGGUACUACUCAGUCGACUUCCGUUUAUCAAUCUCUUCUACGAGCUUACCGCCUUGAUCGCACCAGCCUUCUUUUCCAGUGGUGAGCCUACCUUGGAAGCCGUCUGCGACAACAUCUGCCACUGGCCGUCGCUCAUGGCUGGUGAAAACAUGUCUCUUCACCUCAUAGGAAGCAUCUACGAAAUAGCCAUUCCCAAGCAGAAUUUUAAAAUCUCACCAGCAGAGAAACCGAAAUCAGAAACCUCCGUAACCGCAAGUCCUCAAACGCAGAUAAUCGGCUCGAUUCACGAAAUCGAUAUAUUCAAGAGUCUCCAGUUCUUCCUGCCACAUAUCCACCUUCUCUGGGAGUUGGUGCUCACCGGAGAGCCAAUCGUCGUCACCGGAGCCUCUCCAACGGACUGCUCUCACAUGGUCCAAUCGCUGAUGGGACUAAUCAGUCCGUUGUCCUACUGUGCCGAAAGCCGGCCCUACUUCACCAUUCACGACACCGAGUUCAAGGAAUUCACACAAAACAAAAAUGGCCAUCCGUCAAUUAUUCUCGGCGUAACGAAUCCGUUCUUCGCCAAGACCCUCCAACACUGGCCUCACAUGAUCCGUCUGCAGGAUAGCACCGAAGCCACCUUACUGCAGAAGCAAAAACAAACCAUCACACCCGCCGGAACUCCCACCCUCACCAGCACCAGCUCCGAUUCCAAACUGUCCAAAAUCAAACAGAUCACCAAUAAGCUCCUGGAUUCGUCCCCCGGAGUCUACACCCAGUACAAACCGUUCAUCUCCAAAGACAAGACCUUCAUCAAGAAGAUCCAUCUUGGGAUCAAAACCGAACGUCCACCGUCAGUACAAUCCGCCCUGCUCCGGCGACACUUUCUCGAGAUUACCCAAAGCUUCAUAAUCCCACUAGAACGCUACCUGGCUUCGCUUAUGCCCCUGCAAAAGGACAUCUCCCCUUUUAAAUCCGCACCGCUUCCAAACCCCUUUAAACAAGAAGACUUCCUCGCCACUCUCGAAGGCAAUGGACCUCAUCUGACCCCCACCUGCAAGGGCGACUGGGAAGGACUCUACAAACGCUUUUUCUCGUCUCCCAACUUCAAGGGUUGGUACGAAACCCGUUACUUCGAGCUGCAGCAAACGCUUCAGGCCCUGCACAUGCAAACCCUCUCCGAUUCCAAUCUCACCGAGUGGGUCAAGGGAAAGCACGAGGUCGAAAUCGUCGACAUGAUACUGCGACUGAAGCAGAAGCUCCAACUUUGCAGCAGCACCCAGAUGGCGGCCCUGCCGGUGCAGCUCAAUACCAAGGAUACUCGCGAACAGCUGCUCAAGCACCUGGAGAGCAUGAAGCGUUGCCUUCCGGAUGACCUGAAGCAGAUUUUAAACAAUAUCUGAUGUUAGUCGGUGAACUGUGCUGCAUAGCUUAUGUGAGUGUGUUGUUUAUCCUUUUACUAGAAAUUUUUUUUUAAUCAAAUCGAUACGGGAAAAACUUGCUUAGCAAAACUGUGUAGGACAGCAUUAUACAAUAAUUAUGGUAGGCUAAUUAUUAAACGAUUUUAGUUCAACGAAA